CGCAUAGACUGUAGGCGAGAAAAAUUCAGAAAACAUGUCUGGAAGAUUUGAGCCCAAAGUUCCCGUCCAGCUGGACCCUCCAAAGGACGACCCGAUAUCUCUUGGAGACUUGGCCAAGGCUGACGGCACAAACGGAGAAAAGAGCUAUGUUGCAAUCAAAGGCAAAGUUUAUGAUGUGUCCGGCAACAAGAUGUACCAGCCCGGAGGCUCAUACCAUGUCUUCGCCGGCAAAGAUGCUUCCAGGGCAUUAGGGAUGACGUCUGUCAAGCCGGAAGACGUCCGACCAGACUGGCACGAUCUUCCUGAUAAGGAAAAGGGCGUUCUUGAGGACUGGAUAACCUUCUUCUCAAAGAGAUACAACGUGGUGGGAGUUGUAGAGGGAGCCACCAACCAGUAAGUGGCUGGUGUUGUGUGUCAGCAUGAAGGGAAUCCACUCGGUCAAAGCAAGACUCCCCCAUCGCCGUCAUAAAUACCGUGCAUCAGGCUUCAAUGUCA
This is a messenger RNA of Trichoderma atroviride IMI 206040, 495 nucleotides long. RefSeq lists its product as uncharacterized. Gene Ontology annotation, cellular component: membrane; endoplasmic reticulum; endomembrane system. Lineage: Eukaryota; Fungi; Ascomycota; Sordariomycetes; Hypocreales; Hypocreaceae. The record is from RefSeq and is a predicted model, not a curated record.